This is a messenger RNA of Culicoides brevitarsis, 1419 nucleotides long. RefSeq names its product MKRN2 opposite strand protein. The record is from RefSeq and is a predicted model, not a curated record. NCBI's taxonomy places the organism in Eukaryota, Metazoa, Arthropoda, Insecta, Diptera, Ceratopogonidae. The coding region runs from base 179 to 913 and encodes 244 amino acids. The transcript is spliced from 4 exons.
CGGGUUAAGAGUUAUUUCUCUCUCGAUCUCGAACUUUUAACAUUAUUUUAAAGUGUUUCUUUCCAACUUUCGUGAUAAAUCUGCAAGUUACGAGAACAAAAAAUGCAACAAUAAAACAGAAAUUCGCCAAGUUUCGUUCCCGCAACCAACAUCAAAGGCUUAAGCUACUCACCAAAGCAUGUCUACCACAGAUCCCGGAAUAAUUUGCUACCAACAUUGCGGACCGAAAGUCUUCACAUUUACGUUACCAGAAACGUGCAAGGCAUGCAACACGAAUUUAGACUCGAACAAUUGCUCAGUACUGCCCUUCCGUUUGCCGUAUCCCUUUGUGCAGGCGUCACAACAUCCCUGUGCCGUCGUUUUGCGACCUACGAACGGAGAUUUUCUCAAUGACUACUCGAAUCAUCUGAAUUUGCAUAUCGGCGUGACGACAUCGAGUGCGGCGAUUGUCGAGUUCGAUCGAAACGGAUUGCGACGACAUGGCGUCAGCAGUAAAGCUAUGAAGACGCAAUGGGCACAAAGCUUGUUGGUAGAAAAAGUUCCCGAAGCAUGGACUGAACAUUGGGAUGAUGUGCUUCAAAUUAUUUGCAAAGAACCUGUUUGGACUCCGCAGGAUUACCAUGAAGAUCGACACAAUUGUUACACUUUCGUACUGCGAUUUUUGAAGGCAUUGGGAUUUGGUGAACUGAGUCAAUUAGCGGAAAAUAGAACCCAAUUUUGUGAAAAAUUUAUUGUACCACGUACAACGGCAGCUGGCAAAUAUAUUUCAUUGUAUCGCAAAAUUCGUGAUGGUGGUUAUUACAUUCAUCCAAUUUCGACAACAACAACUACAGAGAUGCAAACGGCAGCAAAUAGAGCAACAUCAACAACACCUGCAUCAUCAUCGAUAUUUUCUGUGAAGCGCAACUUUUAAAAGUGCAAGUUUUUUCCGAGAAGAAAAUGUGAUACAACUCUCCUCGAGUAUACUUUUAGCAAUAAGCGCGUUCACGUUCCUCUUCAGACACUCCAUGGAGAAUUUUCUGCUGGUUAGUACAUUUCAUCGCAACAGACAUUCCGACAUGAAAUGUAAUUCCAUUUGAAAUCCAUGAUCAUCAUCGUCACUAACGUAGGUGGCUCGAAAUGCAGAAUUCUGUGCUUUUCAAUUGUUUUGCGAAGAGGUAACGAUAAUUCCUCGGGGGCACUCUCGCAAUUGUUGUUAACAAAAUGUAAUAUUUUAUUUUCAUUUAUUGACAUCCACAAUGCACACAAAUACUGAAGAUAACGGCACUUGAGCCAGAGACAGAUCUCCGAUAACGAGGUCGCUGAACGAGUAACCUUGUAGAAAUAUAUUUUUUUUAGAAGUAAUUGAUAUUUAUUUAAAAAAUAAACAAUUUUUUUCGUUUUUUCUGAAAUAAUCAAAAUUUUUCACUUCACUUCGUU